AUGGACGGGUUCACAGGGAGAGCAAAGGCUACCAUGGCUGAAGCAGGUCAUGGAACUAAAGGAGUAUUUGAGCUUCUGUCUGGAUGGCGGAGAACAAGAGAGAAUUUGCCCUUCAAAGACAGGGUGGCAGAUGCCUAUUCUGAUGUGAUGGUCACCUAUACCAUGACCAGCUCCCUGUACUUCAUUACCUUUGGCAUGGGUGCCAGCCCAUUCACAAACAUAGAGGCUGUGAAGGUCUUCUGUCAGAACAUGUGUGUCUCCAUUCUGUUGAACUACUUCUACAUUUUCUCAUUCUUUGGCUCCUGUCUGGUCUUUGCUGGCCAACUCGAGCAAAACCGCUACCAUAGCAUCUUUUGCUGUAAGAUCCCCUCUGCAGAAUACCUGGACCGCAAACCAGUGUGGUUCCAGACAGUGAUGAGUGAUGGGCAUCAACAGACAUCCCAUCAUGAGACGAACCCCUACCAGCACCAUUUCAUUCAGCACUUCCUCCGCGAACAUUACAAUGAAUGGAUUACCAAUAUCUACGUGAAGCCAUUUGUUGUCAUCCUCUAUCUCAUAUAUGCCUCCUUCUCCUUCAUGGGGUGCUUGCAGAUCAGUGACAGAGCCAACAUCAUCAAUCUACUAGCCAGUGAUUCCCCGAGCGUUUCCUAUGCCAUGGUUCAGCAGAAAUAUUUCAGCAACUACAGCCCAGUGAUAGGAUUCUACAUCUACGAGCCCCUGGAGUACUGGAACAGCAGCGUCCAGGAGGAUCUGCGGAGACUCUGUAGUGGGUUCACUGCAGUGUCAUGGGUGGAGCAGUAUUACCAGUUCCUGAAAGUUAGCAACAUCAGUGCCAAUAACAAGAGUGACUUUAUCAGUGUCCUACAAAGUUCAUUUUUAAAAAAGCCAGAAUUCCAGCAUUUUCGAAACGAUAUCAUCUUCUCCAAGGCAGGGGAUGAAAACAACAUUAUUGCUUCUCGCUUGUAUCUGGUGGCCAGGACUAGCAGAGACAAGCAGAAGGAAGUCAUAGAAGUGUUGGAAAAAUUGAGGCCCCUGUCCCUAUCAAAGAGCAUCCGAUUCAUCGUGUUCAACCCCUCCUUUGUGUUCAUGGAUCACUAUGGCCUGUCUGUCACAGUGCCUGUUCUGAUUGCAGGCUUUGGUGUUCUCCUGGUGUUAAUCCUGACUUUUUUCCUAGUGAUCCACCCUCUGGGAAACUUCUGGCUAAUUCUUAGCGUCACCUCAAUUGAGCUGGGCGUUCUGGGCUUAAUGACAUUAUGGAACGUCGACAUGGAUUGCAUUUCUAUCUUGUGCCUUAUCUACACUUUAAAUUUUGCCAUUGACCACUGUGCACCACUGCUUUACACAUUUGUAUUAGCAACUGAGCACACCCGAACACAAUGUAUAAAAAGCUCCCUACAAGAGCAUGGGACAGCCAUUUUGCAAAAUGUUACUUCUUUUCUUAUUGGGUUGGUCCCCCUCCUAUUUGUGCCUUCGAACCUGACCUUCACACUGUUCAAAUGCUUGCUGCUCACUGGGGGUUGCACACUUCUGCACUGUUUUGUUAUCUUACCUGUGUUCCUAACCUUUUUCCCCCCUUCCAAAAAGCACCACAAGAAAAAGAAACGCGCCAAACGAAAGGAGAGAGAGGAAAUUGAAUGCAUAGAAAUUCAAGAGAACCCUGAUCAUGUCACUACAGUCUGAAGGGUGUAGACAAAUGGAUUCUUUUUCUUUUCCAGUAUUGCACAAUGAUGCAGGGAGAGUAGAGCUCAGACCUCAGAUGCUUGGGCUGGCCAGGGGUAACAAGGAAAGUCAGAUCAAGAGUGAAUUGUUCAUGACACAUCAAGGUGUCCACUUCUUGGGGGGAAGACAGAAUCAAGGAGGAGGGAAAUGUUCUUUGCAACCUUGUUCUCCACUAAAGAUAAGUUUGUGGAUGUGAUCUUGGAGCUCUUCCAAGGAAUGGACAAACCAAUGGGGUGUUAGAAGGCCAAAAGCUCUAAUUGCUUUCAAAAAUAGAAUGCUUAAAAAAAAUGGAGAGGAGAGGAAAGGAGGCCUCUAAAUAGGGAAGAUGAUAGGAAAUGUCAAAAUUGCCAUGGCACUUCUCUUAUUUGUGUUUUGAACAGGUUGGUCAAAGGAAACCUAUGCACUUGGGAAGUACAUAUUUAAUCCUGUCUAAACCAAAGGACUUCCCAAUCCAUUUUACAUGUACAUAUAUAUGUAUAUAUGCCAUAUAUACAUAUACCUAGACUUGUCUUUAGUGCACAUUGAUGUUUGUGUGGAAGAAAGUGUCCAUUUGCAGAUGGGCUGGCCUUUCUCUAAAAAGUCAAAUCAGCCUUAGCCAAAUAUAGACGAAUUAAUGGCAAUUCAAAGUCAACUCAUGUUUCAACAGCAAGGGUUUUAGUCAACUGUGUGAAAAAAGAAGAAAAACAGAGAUGUGAGCCUAUUCAAUUCUACAUAUGAUGUCAGACUUUGAGAUUCCAGCUUUGGAUGACUUUAGUAAAAAAACACAAAAGGCAUUUAAAUCAAUCACUGCAUGGACAAGUGUUAAAAUUUCAUGUUGGAGCUAAAUAGUUGAUAAGGCUUUUCAUCGGCAUUGAAUGAUUCUCUAUAUUUGGGAAGGCUGAUUUGACUGCCUUCAGAGAGCUUACCCACUGAAAAUGAGCAUUUUAUACAUAUUGUCCAUACAUGUGUGUAAUCGUGCAUGUGUGUACGUGUGUGUGUGUGAAAGACAGCUGGGAAAUACCAUAGUUAUAGUGCUCUCAUUUUAGAUGAUGAAAAUAUACUGCCAUGGAAUACAGAUAAUUAAUGUAGGAGAAAGGAGAUCUAACUAGGAGGCGUCAUAGAAUGAAACAGAAUAAAUGUAUCAUCACCAGUCAUCAUGCACCACCAACUGGUUCUUAGCAUAAGGAAAAUAUCCUAAUCCUAUAAAGUCUAGUGUGCUCCUUGCAUUAAUAUUAGGCACAUUGAUCAGGCCAUGAUCACUACAGUAGUGGUUACUAUAACUACUGCAAUAUUGUUUUGUAGCUUCUUGCAAUAUCAUUGUUCUUGUGACCUGGAAAGUGUUCCUCGGUUGGCCAUCACGUAGGGUGUUCGUAGCUCUCCAAGGUGGCAUAUUAACUGUAACUGCUGCUGAAUUCUCUCCUAAAAAGUACCGAAGUAAAUGUUUUCAUUGAGUUAACAUGUCAAACUGCUCCCCAGCAGAUAGAUUUAGUCUGUUGGGUGCUUACAUGGAUUAAUAUUAAUGCUGUGCUUCCUGUCACAGAAAAUUACUAGAAAAUGCCUUUUCCCAUGCCAAGCAGUAAAAUAAGUUAAUUUUCAGGUAGGACUGAACAAAUGUCCAGUGACUAUAAAAUCUUUUAGUAACCUCUCUUACCUGGAAGAGAGCUACUGUUUCCCAUCAACUUUGGUUGUAUAUUUUAAUUGAAUCUAAAAUAUUAAAAUCUGAGGAAUGGGGGAAGAAAAGGAAAAACCUCCUGGACUCAGUUAGGUUCAGAAAAGAGAUACAGACCAUUUAAUUCUGGUUACAGUCUUUGGAAAUGAAGUCAAUAGAUUAAUGAAGUAACAAAAUGACAAAACAAAUGUACUUUCUGAAUAAGGAGUUUAUCAGGAUAUUAAGGGAAAGAACUGCCCCUAAAAUGAAAACCAUUUAACCAAAUUUUAUUUUAGUAAAUGAAGUUUGCUUUGUCCUACCUUGAGGUUACUGAGUUUCUAUUAGAAUGAUUCAUGUCUUCUCAAUUGCAUUCAUGUGGGCAGAGUAUCAAUAGAUCGAGUAUGGAAAACAAUUGCGAUAAGCAUAGCUAUUGUUCUCACAUCAUUUGUUAAGUUCAUGUCACAGAUAUCCCUAGCCUUUUGCCUCCUGAAUGGCUCUGCUAGAAUGAAAUGGUAUUUGACACUAGUAGACCUGCAGACCAUGAUCUCAUAUCUGAAGUAGAAAUUUCUGGAGAGUUGGGUUUUGGGAAGAGGGAGGAGGAUUCUUCUUUCAUAGUUUACUCACCACUUGUGAAGAUUUGCCUUUCAUCCCUUUCAAAAGAUGGCCAUAAUCAGCUGAGACAUUUUAUUAACUAUUACUCCAUUUCUUCCUGAGGUAUGCCAUUCUCCAUUCAUUUACCAAGCUAUAAAAAGCUUGCCUAUUAGGGUCAUUUAUUUCUUGAUUAAUUUAGACGAUGCCACACUCAAGGAAGAUUGGCAGGCUGAUUUAUAAAGAAAGAAUCAAGCAUGCCAGUUGCCAAAUGCAUAUGAGGAUGGUGGCAUAGUUUGCCAAACCACCAGGGCAGUUCCAAUAUCAUAUCUCCAUCUAGACAGCCUCUGGAUGAGGGAAAACAGUUCUUUUUUUGCUUAUGACUUCAAGGAUCAAAGUGAGUAUGGUAAAUGUGAAUUUCCCAUUGUUCGAGUGACUAGAGGGGUGGAAUUUUGGAAGGGACGUUCUUUUCCAGGACACCAUGGUACUCUUUAGUGAACUGGAGCAAUAAUUUAUUGAAAUGGAAUUUCUUGUUCUGGAAGAGUUAAUCUAUCACCCAAAAUGCCCCUGCUCAGUCUCAGGAAAUAAUUUAAGCCUGUAAGGAAUCUAAAUGAGCAUCAUCUGACCUCCCAACCUCACUGUGCAACAGAUAUUUCCAAAAAUUCCAAUUACUGAAUGCCAAGAUACAUUUUAACAUAUGAGAUCAUGAUUUGCAGGUAAUGCCCAACCUCUGCCUUUUCUGGUAGCUUAUGUGCAACUCUCCCUACUUUUUCAAGUUUACUGCCAUAAUUUUGUCCAUUUGUGAAAUAUGAUGGUGUUCAAAUUGAGAACAUACCUACUGCUGGAAGAUGACCGAUCAACUCCUGGAAGAAAAGAACCCAUGGGAAGUAUCUCAUAUAUGUCGAAUAUUGUAUUUUGCUGAAAUGUGUUUUUCUCUUAAAGCGAGAGAUUUUAAAAGUUUGUAAAAAAAAAAAAAACAAAACUACCUUUUCUGAAUUUAAACUGCAAUGUGGAUUUGUUUUCUUCCAUCAGAAUAUAAAUUUGAAGUAGAAAAUGGCAUAAGAACUCCAUUCUCCACAAUGGUUAAUAAGCUCCAAAAAGGUACUCACCUAAAUUAUGGAAAGAUUUG
Molecule: messenger RNA, 5063 nt
Organism: Canis lupus familiaris (dog)
Lineage: Eukaryota; Metazoa; Chordata; Mammalia; Carnivora; Canidae
Product: patched domain-containing protein 4
Exons: 2
Coding region: 1-1680 (559 amino acids)
Cellular component (GO): membrane
Source: RefSeq, a predicted model, not a curated record